Molecule: messenger RNA, 1182 nt
Organism: Trichomonas vaginalis G3
Lineage: Eukaryota; Parabasalia; Trichomonadida; Trichomonadidae
Product: Ras GTPase-related family
Exons: 1
Coding region: 1-1182 (393 amino acids)
Cellular component (GO): cytosol; nucleus
Molecular function (GO): GTP binding
Source: RefSeq, a predicted model, not a curated record
AUGGAUUCCAUGUUCAAAUAUGAUUCGUUGCCGGUCAUUAUUUUGAAAGUCUUUAAUUCGAUUUCGCCGGUCAAUGCAUUCAAAGAAAUGCUCAUCUUAGUUAGAGGAUAUAAACAAUCUGGAAAGUCCCAACUAAUCAAUAGAAUGACAGCAAAACCAUUCAAUCAAGAGUAUGAACCAACAACAAUCACUCAAACCAACCAGAUAUCAUGGAAUUCCAAAAAUAAGCAAGGUGAGAAGAUCAAGAUCACAUUACUUGACGUUGUCAGUCCAAAUGCAUUGAUUACUUCCACAGCUCAAGGAAAUCCAAAUGGAAUUAUUGUAAUGUACGAUCCAAGAGAUAAUAAUUCCCUUCAAUAUGCAAUCGACGUUAUAGAGCAAACACCAAAAACCAUACCAAUUGCUGUACUAUCGAACUUUCAAGAUAUAAUUCCAACAGAUAUGCAUCCAAAGCUUGAAUAUCUUUCACAUAGAUUUUUCCAUGUAUGCAGCAGCAUGAAAACUAACCUUGGAUUAGAAGAAAUAGCGAAAUGGCUUGAAUAUCCAAGAGCAAAUAUGAGAGUUACUAUUUAUCAACAGUUAAUCAACCAAUCUGAUCGCGGAAUUUCAAGGCUUCUCGAACUAUUUACUCCAGGUGGUCCAAAAACCAUCAUUCCCCAAACUUUUGUUGGCGAUGAUUUAUUAAAUGAACCGGAUGCGGCCGGAUUUUGGAGUGACGAAGACGAAACGCCUCAGCAGACAGAAAAGCGACACAAGAAGCAUCAUAAGAAGCAGCAAUCACAAGGAAAUCCAGCUGUUUUGAAGAAAAGACGUCCUGCAGUUGAAUUUUCUAGUUCAAGGACACAACAACAAGCUACAUCUUACGAAUCAUUUAAUAAUGAUGACGAUGACUUGAUGAAUGGUAUUGUAGAAGCUGCUCAAGCUGCAAAAGCAGUUGUAGGAAAAGAUGAAAUUGAUUUUGACGAAAUAGGAAAUGAAAUCAAACCAGUUACAAGACAACAGAUACAGCCAAAGAAAUCAAUGGGUAGAAAACAUCAUAGAAAAGGACAUCCAAAACAAAGUAUUCAGCCAAUACAAGAAAACUCGAAUAACUACCAACAAGUUGUUAUUCCAACUGUUGUUCAGCAACAAGUAGCUCCUUCUCCUUCAGCUUCUGCUCCUCCUGGCUAUGAUUCUUUUUAA